This is a messenger RNA of Nematostella vectensis (starlet sea anemone), 4534 nucleotides long. RefSeq lists its product as uncharacterized. The coding region runs from base 67 to 3813 and encodes 1248 amino acids. The transcript has a single exon. The record is from RefSeq and is a predicted model, not a curated record. NCBI's taxonomy places the organism in Eukaryota, Metazoa, Cnidaria, Anthozoa, Actiniaria, Edwardsiidae.
AUCCUAUACGCAGCCAAAGCUACGCGGCCUCGCUUUUCAUCGCUAUGCAAGCUAAGUUGUACUGGCAUGAUUGUACAGUUUCUGCAAAUGGGAGAUUUUAAAGUUUCUUUUGGGUUAGCUUGGCUGAUCAUCGCGUUAUUUUGGAGCUCGGCUUCACUCUCAAACGCUCAAUGGCUACACGAGAUCACCGUGAAUAACAAACACGGCCACGACAACUCUUCUUGUCUCAAAGACAAUAGCUCAUGGCCGUGCAAAACGAUAGACUUCGCCCUCGACAAUCUACACAAGAAUUCUACCCGAAUCCUGAUAGAACAACCCGACAAGAAUAGCUCGUACCUACUCAAGAACAACCACACGAUAGUAAAUCUUAUUCAAAUCGAGUUGAUUGGAAAAACCGAUACAUCUCCGAUUAAGAUUGAAUGCGGAAGCGAAGUGGGCUUGUCCUUUCACUUUUGUGAAGGCAUUUCCAUGAAGAUGCUAGAGUUCUCUAGCUGUGGUCGUAUACAGCAUUCUGCUCCGGCUGAUAACUUUAACAGGUCUGUGGAAUUCUAUGCUGGUGUGUUUCUCGCUAAUUGCAAGGAUUUUUUUAUGGAAAAUUGCACCGUGUUUGGAAGCCCCGGGAAAGGUCUCGUGCUUUAUGACGUAGGCGGAAAUGUCAAUAUAUCAGCAUCAACCUUUGAAAACAACACCCCUUUGUAUCCUUCCAACACUAAAGAGCAGCUUAGUGCAGGUGGUGGAUUGAGUGUUCUUUUUACCCAGUACGGAGCAUUGCCUCCAUUCAAUGCCACAAAAGAACAACAACUGAACUACACCACCAAGAGUACGUACCAUAUCACAAAUUGCACUUUUAAAAACAAUCAUCGAGCGAACUAUAGUGACAGUUAUUGUGAUCUCGCAGUGCCCUUUCAGCGUGGUGGGGGCAUGUCAAUUUUAUUUCAUGGCAUAGCAUCUAAUAACAUGAUUAUGAUUGACAAUUGUGAUUUUAUUCGUAAUUCAGCGUUAUGGGGUGCUGGACUGUUUUUGUUAUUCCUUGAUUCUUCUGAGGGAAAUCAAGUAUAUUUGGCAAAUAGUAAGAUGGAGAGCAAUGAGGCUGCACUGGGUGGUGGGGGUGUGCGCAGUGGAAGUGAGAUUGAUCAAAGAAAAGUUCUCCAGAGCAAUAACAUCAGUUACAAAAAUUUGGAAUUUGUUAAUAACAGUGCAGUAUUUGGUGGUGCAUUUUCCCAUUAUGGACCUGCAUACACACCAAUUAGUGAAGAUGACCAUCGAGUGAUUCGUUUGAAGGAAUGUAGUUUCCGUGGCAACAAGGCUACACUUGGUUCAGCGUUGGGUGUAUCACUAAACAACUACAAUGAGUUUGGUAUUGGUCCUCAAGUACCCUACUUACUUCAAAUUGAGGACACAGUGUUUACAGACAAUUCUAUUAUUAAGACUGAGGACAAAGUCGUCAUUGGGCAAGGAGCACUAUAUACAACUAACACUCCAGUCAUUUUAAAGGGAGAUAAUUCUUUCACUGACAAUUCAAACACAGCUAUCCUCCUUGACAAUGCUGCACUAAAAGUAUAUGGCAGAACUAAUUUUUCAAAUAACAGAGGUAUUAAUGGUGGUGCUAUUGCAUUGUAUGGACAAUCUAGGAUCAUCACCACUCACGAAUCUUAUCUCCAGUUUGAAAACAAUACUGCUAAAAAAAAGGGUGGGGCCUUAUAUGUACAAGCUCCAGGACCAGGUAUUGUAGCAUUUAAAACUCGUCAACUGAGACGGCAUAACUGUUUUCUUGGCUAUGAGAAUGAUGCAAAGCAAGAAGUUUCUAUUAACCAUGUUGAAGAAUGGAAGACAAGGCUAGAGUUUUUAAACAAUAAUGCCCAAUUGUACUUAGGGGGGGAUGCCAUCUAUGCAACCUCUCUUCAGGCAUGCUUCAGAGCAAAUGAGUCUCGCAUGAGUAAUACUGCCUUUGAAUGGAAAGGCGUCGUGUCCUUCACAGGACAGACUGCAGAAGAAAUCUCAACUGACCCGGUUUACAUAGAUAUUAAUCGGCAAGAGUGGAGUGUUGCACCAAGUGAAGUGUUUGAUGCAACUGUCAUCUUACUGGAUGAAAAGGGGAACAAGGUUUAUGGAACCAUACAGAUUGAUAUCUCUACAGAUUCACAAGUUUCUCUUGAUCUACCCUCCAAGCUCUUCGUAGUGGAUGUGGAUGUUAACACUCAAGAAAGUAAACUACGUAAUCUAAAGUUGAAAGGCAUUGAACUGUCAGAAUUCCAAAUCCACAUCAGCAGUCUAGCAGGAGAUAUCAUUCAAAGUGUCAAGACUCAGCUUAAAAAAUGUAACCCUGGUUUUAAACAAAAGGCUAAAAAUAGUAGUACAUGUGUUUGUGCUAACAGUGAUGGUCCUAGCAAGUGGACAGAAGGAAUCUAUUUAUGCAAUGGAGAUGGGAAGACACUUUAUUUAAAGACUGGAUAUUGGGGUGGUGAUGUUAAUGAUACCUUUAUUACACUUCCAUGCCCUCCAGGCUACUGCAAUAACCACAAUCAGUAUAGCAUUUCAAGUGAUUAUUAUACUUAUGACAGAAGUACCAUGUGUGGAGACAAUCGAGAUCCUGGUAUCCUCCUUUGUGGGGAAUGCAAGAAGAAUUAUAGCAUAAUAAUAGGAGAUGAAAAAUGUGCCCCAGAGUCAGACUGUAAUCUUCUGUGGUGGCAAAUUCUUCUCUUCAUCAUUGUUAUACCUACCCUUGUUCUCAUUGUUUUAAAAGUCAACAUCAAUUUAUUCACCUCUUAUCUAAAUUCAUGGCUAUUUUUCUACCAAGUUCUUGAUAUUUUGCUUAACAAGGGAGGAAAACUAGGUCCUGUCAUAACAGUAAUUAUAAAACUUGCUAAUCUUCAAAUUCCAGGAAUAGGAACAUGCCUUUUCAAGUGUUUCAAUAAUAUGAAGAAGCUUGGCCUUAACUAUCUUAUCCCUGGCUAUGUUCUUUUUAUUCUUCUAAUUAUUAUGGCUGUUUCUAAGCAUAGACUUUGCAGGAACUGUUAUGUAAACAGAAACGUGUUCCGAGCAUUUUGCACGUUAAUUGUUCUUUGCUAUACCAGUAUCACCACAAUAUCUUUUCAUAUCAUCUAUGUCAAGCAAAUCCCCUCAGGGUGGGUGUUCUACAUGGAUGGAAAGAUUGAGCUCACCAAGAACUGUCCUGCAUACAUAAUAGUUCUUUUUACAUUAGCCAUUUUGUUAAUCCUAACUUUUGUCUUUGUGUUCCCUGUGGUUCUAGUGUUCCGUAGUAAGUUCCUUUCUUUUCUUGAUCCAUUUGUUGACAUAUUCCAAGAUUGUUAUCAUCAAAAUUUGGUGUUCUUUGCUGCUUACUUCUUUGUCUGCCGUAUAGCUCUGAUAUUGGUUGAUGUCUUUGCUGAUGAAGGACCUUUUAAAAGAUCUCUUUUAGAGUUUUUCACUCUUGUUUUUCUACUGGUGUUUGUUUACUUCAAGCCUUACAGAUCACAAACAGUCAGUAGUCCAACAAACUAUGAAUGGCUCAACACUGUUGAUUCUCUUUUUUUAACGAUUCUCUGUUUCAUUACUAUCCUCUGCUCAGCUCAAACAAUGGAUGCUUCUGCUCUCACCAAAAAUGGCUUUAGAUGGCUGGUAAUAAUUCUUUCAUGGGUCCCCAUGGUCUAUCUACUUGGUUUGCUAUGUUAUGGCAUCUAUAACUGCAAUAUUGCUCAAUAUUUUAGAGUUUGGGAGUAUCAGGAAAUGCCACAGGCAUCUACCACUCCACCACAAUCAUCAGGAGAAAGAAGCAGUCUAACAAAAUCUAGCACCCAUCCUCAAUACUCCUAAACACUCCACACACUGUCUACAAACAGUCUUACCCUUCUAGUUAAUUUCUUUCAACCUAGACACUGAUCCACACACAACAAUAAAAACGUUCCUUUAUUUGGUUGUAUUUAUCACUUAUUAUAAUACAGUAUUUGUAUUUGAAUCACAAUUUCUCAGUUUUCAGUUGUUUUCAAGCUCUUGGGGCCAGCAUGUAGGGUUUGUGUACUUGAAUAUUUUUGUAGAUCUGCAGAUAAGAUGGUUAAAUUUUAACAGUUUAGAAGUAUAAUGCUAAUCUAAACUAAUUUUUUACUGUAACCAUUUAUUGUAGGGCAAGAAUGCUAUUUGGUUAUUAAGUUUUUGGUAAGAUAGAAGUAAAUUCAUUGUAGAUCCGCAGAUGAGAUGUAAAAAAGACUAGAACUCAUAGGAUUGUAACAGCUUGUACUUAUACAGUGUGCAUAUUAUUAUUUGCUAUUUUUAUUAAUGUGAAAAACCGGGGGGGGGGGGGGGGACUCCAGAAAAGUAGACAGAGGUACUCUACCUAUCUUUUAGGCUAAAUUCUUACCAACUAUCUCUUAGGGGGUAUUUUGGCUUCAGAUCUCAUCAUUUUCAUUAUUUCCUAAAUAAAUACAAUUGUAUCAGUAAUUUUUUUCACAUUUUUGAUUAUCUAUUCUAUCACUCCUAAAAAAUAAAGGCAAGAUAUAUACUGUUUUGUAAAUAAUAAAGAUUCUAUUUUUGUAACUUA